UGUGGGGGCGCCGAAGGCCGAGGCGUCUUCUCCCCCGUCCGGUCCCGGCCAUGGCGGCGGCGGCGGCGGCGAUGGCGGCGAUGGCGGCGGGUCCGGCGGGGGCGGCGGGGCGGGGUCCCCCGCGGGGAAGGGUGGGCUUCGUGGGCGCCGGACGCAUGGCCACCGCCAUCGCGCGGGGCCUCCUCCUCGCAGGCAAAGUGGAAGCCGGCAACGUGUUGGCCAGCGCGCCGUCGGACGGGAAUUUAUGUCAUUUUCGGAAACUGGGCUGCAGGACGACCCAUUCCAACACCGAAGUGCUGAUGAGCUGCUCCCUGAUCUUCUUUGCCACCAAACCCCACAUCUUGCCUUCUGUCCUUGCUGAGGUUUUUUCCGCCGUCACCGAGGAACACAUCCUUGUCUCUUUAGCUGCCGGUGUUUCCUUGCAGAUCCUAGAGGAGUUGCUGCCCCCGAACUCUCGGGUCUUGCGGAUCAUGCCCAACCUCCCCUGCAUGGUGCAGGAGGGGGCCGUGGUGAUCGCUCGGGGCAGCCGGGUGAAGAACGAAGAGGCGGAACUGCUGCGGGAGCUGUUGUCGGCCUGCGGGCUCUGUGAGGAGGUGCCCGAGUCCUACAUCAACAUCCACACCGGUCUGAGCGGCAGCGGUGUCGCUUACGUCUGCAUGUUCUCAGAAGCCCUGGCAGAAGGUGCCAUUAAGAUGGGCAUGCCAAGCGCCCUGGCCCACCGCAUUGCAGCCCAGACGUUGAUGGGUGCGGGCAAACUGCUGUUAGAGAGCGGGAAGCAUCCGGCUCAGCUGCGGACGGAUGUGUGCACCCCAGGCGGCACCACCAUCUACGGGCUCCACGCCCUGGAGCAAGGCGGGCUGCGCGCCGCCACGAUGAGUGCCGUGGAGGCUGCCACCGGCCGGGCACGGGAGCUGGGCAAGCGCUAGGGAUUCUGCCGCCGGCCUUCUCAGCCGCCGCCUCCUCCCUCUCCUCGCUCCACCGAAGGACCGCAGGGGAGCGUUUUCAGGGGGGGAAAGGGGAAGAUGCCGCCAGCUCUUAGGCGGGAAUGCCUUGCUUACCAACUGGCAUCCUCUCCUGGACGUGGACCUAGGGGUCUGCCGUACCCACGGGUGUUGGAAAACCUUCUCCGGGCAGAGCUUCGGUCACUGUCCCCUCGCUAGACCUUUAAUUCAGGCUGUGGGGGACGGUUGAGGACGCUUAAGGGACAGAAGAGACGUCGACGGGGGUUUCUUCGUCCUGGCAUCGACAGAGUAAGGACACGUCCGGCACCGCCAUCACUUUCCUAAGGAUUUUAGUCUUUUAGAAGUGCUUUCGGCUCGUGAGCCGGCAGAUGUGGACAGAGCCCGCGUGGAGUCCGAAAUGGGUUGGUUUUUAGGGAGCCAAGGUGGAAGACGGGGACUAGCUCUGAACUCUGCAUCCCAUUUCACCCACCUGGCUUCCCCGAGAAGGGGGAGGCAGUGACUCGCCCGCCUCGAUUGACGGACUGCUGAUCCCGGCAUUUUAGUUCCUCCUCACAUACCCCCAUCUCAGACAGACAGGGGCAGAACGCAGUCUUUGAAUCACGUAUCGGCCGAUUGCUUUUCACUGCCUCAGAUUCCCCAUCUCAGCUCUGAAGAAUAAAUGGAAAUUAAAAACCAAGUGAAACAGUC
This is a messenger RNA of Ornithorhynchus anatinus (platypus), 1649 nucleotides long. RefSeq names its product pyrroline-5-carboxylate reductase 3 (gene PYCR3). The record is from RefSeq and is a predicted model, not a curated record. Lineage: Eukaryota; Metazoa; Chordata; Mammalia; Monotremata; Ornithorhynchidae. The transcript is spliced from 6 exons. Gene Ontology annotation, biological process: L-proline biosynthetic process. The coding region runs from base 51 to 926 and encodes 291 amino acids. Gene Ontology annotation, molecular function: pyrroline-5-carboxylate reductase activity.